GAGGACAAACCCACGCUUUCAUUCUCUACCUCCCUCCAUCUCUCCCUCUGCUUCCUGCACUCUUUCUCUCACUGCAGCGCUCUCGGUUCCACCUUCUCAUUGUGCUGGUUCUGCGGGCGGGAGGGUGUGUGUAUAUGUGUGUUUGAAUGGAGGAUGGGUGGAUUCCUGACUGAGAGGAAGGUGUGAUAUCUGAAGACACUGACAGAUGGAUGGAUGGAGAGAAAACAGAAGCAUGAUGCUGCCGUUGCCACGGUGCGUUUGCUGAGCCAGCGAUUUCUGCUUCCACACUGGUGAAACAUAGAAAGAGAGAGAGAGAAAGAGAGGGACAGUUCAUCUUGCAUGUCACUUGUCCUCCAUCGCUCAGUCCUGCUGUCUUGGAAGUGUCUCUGUGGAGACUACUGCUGAAUCUGGAUUAUUUCUUUACAAUAUUAGAAGCUGUUUGAGUGUUUGAAACUCAGGUUGAAAUCAUUUGAGAUUACUUUAUCGUCUUAAAAGCUCAUUUAUUCAUCUGGAAACUGAGGUUUAUUCUACUGGACAUAAGUUCAUCCUGUCAGAGACUCAAGCUUUACACUGCUCCAGAGAAGUUUAUCCUGUUGGAACUCAAGUUCAUUCUCCUGGACACAGUUUAAUCCUGGUGAAACUCGAGCUACACGCUGUUGCAGAGAACCUCAACCUCAGGUUCCCUCUCUUGAAGACAAUUUGAUUCAACUGGAAAAGCUUUCAUCCACUUGGAAACUUUGAAAAUUCUUUGCUGAGUCUCUUCUCGAUGCCUCUGUGGACUCAUAUUGUCUAAAUCUUUCGUCCACAUCAUGGAGCUUCAGAGCGCCACCAGCGGUCUCCCACGCCCUCUUUCCCCCGGACCUAUCUCCCCAACUUUGGACUAUGCUGGCCCCCUCUCCCCAUCGUCGGGUGGCCCAUCUCAUGCCAGCCCCGGCCGGGGUCCGAGCCCCAGUCUCAGCCCCAUCAGGGGGCCCAGCCCCGGCCCCGGAUUCUCGGGUCAGGCUGCCUUCAACUACAACCAGCUGGAAGGGAGGUUUAAACAGCUUCAAGAUGAGCGUGAAGCGGUGCAGAAGAAGACCUUCACCAAAUGGGUGAACUCUCACCUGUCCAGAGUUUCCUGCCGGAUCACUGACCUCUACAUGGACCUGAGGGACGGACGCAUGCUCAUCAAACUGCUGGAGGUCCUGUCAGGAGAGAGACUGCCCAAACCCACCAAGGGUCGGAUGCGGAUUCACUGUCUGGAGAACGUGGACAAAGCUCUGCAGUUCCUGAAGGAGCAGAGGGUCCAUCUGGAGAACAUGGGCUCCCAUGACAUCGUAGACGGAAACCACCGCCUCACCCUGGGGCUCAUCUGGACCAUCAUCCUCCGCUUCCAGAUCCAGGACAUCAGUGUGGAGACGGAGGACAACAAGGAGAAGAAGUCGGCUAAAGAUGCUCUGCUGCUCUGGUGUCAGAUGAAGACGGCAGGAUAUCCAAACGUCAACAUCCACAACUUCUCCACCAGCUGGAGGGACGGGAUGGCCUUCAACGCUCUCAUCCACAAACACAGACCGGACCUGAUCGACUUUGAUAAACUGAAGAAAUCAAACGCUCACUACAACCUGCAGAAUGCCUUCAACCUGGCCGAGCAACACCUGGGCCUCACUAAGCUGCUGGACGCAGAGGACAUCAGCGUGGACCACCCUGAUGAGAAGUCCAUCAUCACCUACGUGGUGACCUACUACCACUACUUCUCCAAGAUGAAGGCGCUGAAGGUGGAGGGAAAGAGAAUCGGCAAGGUUCUGGACAACGCCAUUGAGACAGAGAAGAUGAUUGAGAAGUACGAGUCUCUGGCGUCAGACCUGCUAGAGUGGAUCGAACAGACCAUCAUCAUCCUCAACAACAGGAAGUUUGCCAACUCUCUGGUGGGAGUCCAGCAGCAACUGCAGGCCUUCAACACUUACCGCACUGUGGAGAAACCACCAAAGUUCACAGAGAAGGGCAACCUGGAGGUUCUUCUGUUCACCAUCCAGAGUAAGAUGAGAGCCAACAACCAGAAGGUUUACACUCCCCGAGAGGGAAAACUCAUCUCUGACAUCAACAAGGCAUGGGAGCGUCUUGAGAAGGCGGAGCACGAGCGAGAGCUGGCUCUCAGGACGGAGCUGAUUCGUCAAGAGAAACUGGAGCAGCUCGCCCGACGCUUCGACCGCAAAGCCGCCAUGAGGGAGACGUGGCUGAGUGAGAACCAGAGGCUGGUCUCCCAGGAUAACUUUGGAUUUGAUCUUCAGGCCGUUGAAGCCGCUACUAAGAAACAUGAAGCCAUAGAAACAGACAUUGCAGCCUACGAGGAGCGAGUUCAGGCGGUGGUUGCCGUGGCAAAGGAGCUGGAGGCGGAGAGUUACCAUGACAUCAAACGCAUCACGGCCAGGAAGGACAACGUGAUCCGGCUGUGGGAGUACCUGCUGGAGCUGCUGAAGGCCCGCAGGCAGAGACUGGAGAUGAACCUGGGCCUGCAGAGAGUCUUCCAGGAGAUGCUCUACAUCAUGGACUGGAUGGACGAGAUGAAGAUGCUGUUGCUCUCUCAGGAUUAUGGGAAACACCUGCUGGGUGUGGAGGACCUGCUGCAGAAACACGCUCUGGUGGAGGCAGACAUCAGCAUCCAGGCCGACCGAGUCCGAAACGUCAACAGCAACGCUCAGAAGUUUGCCGAUGAAAUGGAGGGUGAGACAGACGGUUAUAAACCCUGUGAUCCUCAGAUCAUCAGGGAUCGAGUCGCUCACAUGGACUUCUGUUACCAGGAACUGAGUCAGCUGGCGGCUGAGCGCCGAGCUCGCCUCGAGGAGUCCCGCCGCCUCUGGAAGUUCUUCUGGGAAAUGGCAGAAGAGGAGGGCUGGAUCAGGGAGAAAGAGCAGAUCCUGUCGUCCGAGGAUUAUGGGAAGGAUCUGACGGGAGCGUUGCGGCUGCUGAGUCAGCACAAAGCCUUCGAAGAUGAGAUGAGCGGGCGUGCCGGCCACCUCCAGCAAACCAUAAAACAGGGCGACGAGCUGGUGGCCAACAAACACUUCGGAGCUGACAAGAUUAAAGAACGAAUCCAAGACAACAAGGAGCAGUGGGCGGCUCUGGAGCGUCUUUCUGCCGUCCGCAAAGCUCGUCUGCAGGAGGCCUGCAACCAGCACCAGUUCCAGGCCGAUGCCGACGACAUCGACACGUGGAUGCUGGACGUGCUGCGGAUCGUCUCCAGCGUGGACGUCGGCCACGACGAGUUCUCCACUCAGGCUCUAGUGAAGAAGCACAAGGAUGUGGCCGAGGAGAUCGGCAGCUACCGGCCCGUCAUCGACGCUCUACAUGAACAGUCUCGCACGCUGCCGCCCGAGAAGGCCAACUCUGAGGAGGUUCAGAGCAGACUGGCGGGCAUCGAGGAGCGUUAUAAGGAGGUGGUGGAGCUGACGCGGCUCAGGAAACAGGCACUGCAGGACGCGCUGGCUCUCUACAAGAUGCUGAGCGAAGCAAACGCCUGCGAGGUGUGGAUCGACGAGAAGGAGCAGUGGCUCAACAGCAUGGAGAUCCCAGAGAAACUGGAGGACCUGGAGGUCGUCCAGCACCGGUUCGAGAGUUUGGAGCCGGAGAUGAACAACCAGGCGUCUCGGGUUGCCGUGGUGAACCAGGUUGCCAGGCAACUGAUCCACAGUGGACAUCCCAGCGAGAAGGAGAUCAAAGCCCAGCAAGACAAACUCAACACCAGGUGGAGCCAGUUCAGAGAUCUGGUGGACCAGAAGAAAGACAGUCUGAGUUCAGCUCUGGGUGUCCAGAACUACCACCUGGAGUGUAAUGAGACCAAGUCCUGGAUCAAAGAGAAGACCAAGGUUAUUGAGUCGACCCAGGAGCUUGGGAACGACCUGGCUGGUGUCAUGGCUCUGCAGAGGAAGCUGACAGGGAUGGAGCGCGACCUGGCUGCCAUCGAAGACAAGCUGUCCGACCUGGGAAAAGAGGCGGACCGUUUGGCCUCAGAACACCCGGAGCAGUCUGAGGCCAUCAAGGGACGUCUAGCCGAGAUCACCGGUGUCUGGGACGAGAUGAAGGACACCAUGAAGAACCGAGAGGAGUCCCUCGGUGAGGCCAGCAAACUGCAGCAGUUCCUGCGCGAAGUGGACGACUUCCAGUCUUGGCUGUCACGGACGCAGACAGCAAUCGCCUCCGAGGACAUGCCCAACACACUGGCCGAGGCCGAGAAGCUGCUGGCCCAGCAUGAGGGCAUCAAGAACGAGAUCCGCAACUACGAGGAGGACUAUCAGAAGAUGCGGGACAUGGGAGAGAUGGUGACGCAGGGCCAGACUGACGCGCAGUACAUGUUCCUGCGACAGCGACUGCAGGCACUUGACACCGGCUGGAAUGAGCUGCACAAGAUGUGGGAGAACCGGCAGAACCUGCUGUCCCAGUCCCACGCUUACCAGCUGUUCCUCAGAGACACCAAGCAGGCUGAGGCCUUCCUCAACAACCAGGAGUAUGUCCUGGCUCACACUGAGAUGCCCACCACUCUGGAGGGUGCUGAGGCUGCCAUCAAGAAGCAGGAAGACUUCAUGACCACCAUGGACGCCAACGAGGAGAAGAUCAGCGGUGUGGUUGACACCGGCCGGCGCCUGGUAACCGACGGCAACAUCAACGCCGAGCGCAUACAGGAGAAGGUGGACUCCAUCGACCAGAGGCACAAGAAGAACCGAGCAGCUGCCAAUGACCUGCUGACCCGGCUGAAGGACAACAGAGACCUGCAGAAGUUCCUGCAGGACUGCCAGGAGCUGUCCCUGUGGAUCAAUGAGAAGAUGCUGACGGCUCAAGACAUGACGUACGACGAGGCCAGGAACCUCCACAGCAAGUGGCUCAAACACCAGGCCUUCAUGGCCGAACUGCAGUCCAACAAGGAGUGGCUGGAUAAGAUUGACAAGGACGGGAAGACACUGAUGGCAGAGAAACCGGAGACAGAGGCCAUGGUUAAAGAGAAGUUGGCAUCCCUGAAGACAAUGUGGGAGGACCUGGAGUCGACCACCCAGACCAAGGCCAAGUGUCUGUUUGAUGCCAACAAGGCUGAGCUGUUCACCCAGAGCUGCGCUGACCUCGACAAGUGGCUGGCCGGCCUGGACGGACAGCUACAGUCCGACGACUACGGCAAAGACCUAACGUCUGUCAACAUCCUGCUCAAGAAACAGCAGAUCCUGGAGAGCCAGGUGGAGCUGCGUCAGAAGGAGGUGGGGGAGCUGCAGAGCCAGUCGCAGGCCCUCAGCCAGGAGGGGAAAGGCUCCGAGGAGGUGGACGGCCAGAGGAUCAGUGUGGAGAGGAAGUUCCAUUGCCUCCAGGAACCACUGAAGAAGAGACGAGAGAACCUCAUGGCCUCCCGCGAGAUCCACCAGUUCAACAGGGACGUGGAGGACGAGAUCCUCUGGGUUGAGGAGAGGAUGCCUCUGGCAACAUCAACCGACCACGGACACAACCUACAGACUGUACAGCUGCUCAUCAAGAAGAACCAGACCCUGCAGAAGGAGAUCCAGGGCCAUCAGCCGCGCUACGACGACAUCUUCGAGCGCAGCCAGCACGUCCUGAGGGAGGACAGCCCGACAGCGGAGCUGAUUCGCCAGCGGCUCGCCGAGCUCCAGUCGCUGUGGGAACAGAUCAAGAAGGAGACAGAAAAGCGUCACGCCCGCCUCAGUGAGGCCCACGAGGCCCAGCAGUACUACUUCGAUGCUGCAGAGGCUGAAGCCUGGAUGAGUGAACAGGAGCUCUACAUGAUGUCAGAGGAGAAGGCCAAGGAUGAGCAGAGUUCUGUGGCCAUGCUGAAGAAGCAUCAGAUUCUGGAGCAGGCGGUGGAGGAUUACGCCGACACCGUCCACCAGCUGUCCAGCACCAGCCGGGGCCUGGUGGCUGCCGGACACCCCGACAGCGAGCGUAUCGGGAUGCGUCAGUCUCAGGUGGAUAAGCUGUACGCUGGGCUCAAGGAUUUGUCGGAGGAGCGCCGGGGGAAGCUGGAUGAGCGUUUCCGUCUCUUCCAGCUCAACCGGGAGGUGGACGACCUGGAGCAGUGGAUCGCUGAGAGGGAGGUGGUGGCCGGAUCCCACGAGCUUGGACAGGACUACGAACACGUCACCAUGCUGCAGGAGCGUUUCAGAGAAUUUGCCCGUGACACUGGGAACAUUGGCCAGGAGCGCGUGGACACCGUCAACCGGCAGGCAGAUGAGCUGAUCAACACCGGCCACGGCGACGCGGCCACCAUCGCAGAGUGGAAGGACGGCCUGAACGAGGCCUGGGCCGACCUGCUGGAGCUCAUCGACACCCGAACACAGAUCCUCGCCGCCUCCUUCGAACUCCACAAGUUCUACCACGACGCCAAGGAGAUCCUCAACCGCAUCCUGGACAAACACAAGAAGCUACCUGAGGAGCUGGGCCGGGACCAGAACACAGUGGAGACCCUGCAGAGGAUGCACACCACCUUCGAACACGACAUUCAGGCACUGGGAACACAGGUGCGGCAGCUUCAGGAAGAUGCGGUUCGCCUGCAGUCCGCUUAUGCUGGAGAUAAAGCUGAUGACAUUCAGAAGAGAGAAGGAGAGAGAAGAAAGGGAGAGGUCCUCGAGGCCUGGAAGAACCUGCUGGAGGCGGCGGAGGGCCGCCGAGUGAAGCUGGUCGACACUGGAGACAAGUUCCGCUUCUUCAGCAUGGUGCGGGACCUAAUGCUGUGGAUGGAGGACGUCAUCCGCCUGAUCGAGGCCCAGGAGAAUCCCAGGGACGUGUCAUCAGUGGAGCUGCUGAUGAACAACCACCAGGGCAUCAAGGCGGAGAUCGAUGCCCGCAAUGACAGCUUCACCGCCUGCAUCGAGCUGGGCAAAGCCCUGCUGGCCAGAAAGCACUACGCUUCAGAGGAGAUUAAAGAAAAGUUGUUACAGUUGACAGACAAGAGGAAAGACAUGAUUGACAAGUGGGAGGACAGAUGGGAGUGGCUUAGACUGGUCCUGGAGGUGCACCAGUUCUCCCGGGAUGCAGGUGUGGCCGAGGCGUGGCUGCUGGGUCAGGAGCCCUACCUGUCCAGCAGAGAGAUGGGCCAGAACGUGGACGAGGUGGAGAAACUCAUCAAACGCCACGAGGCCUUCGAGAAGUCAGCCGCCACCUGGGAGGAACGAUUCGCCGCUCUGGAGAGGCUGACCACGAUGGAGUUAUUGGAAGUGAGAAGAGCGCAAGAGGAAGAAGAGAAGAAGAGACAACCCCCGCCCACUGAGGCUCAGCCGGGCGACGCUGCAGCUCAGCAAAGGGAGGGUGAGCCGGUGUCUCAGAACGGGCUGCCGUCUGAUCAGGAGUCUCCCAGGGAUAACGUUGAAGGGGGUGAGGUGGUGAAUGGGGUGUCGGAGCCCAGCCCUGCCGGGUCUCCCGGUGCUUCCCGGAAGGGCAAGGCCAGCCAGGCUGCAACCCUACCGGCCAAGACCCAGCCGGACGCCCCCACGUCCCAGCUGGAGGGGUUCCUGCACCGCAAACACGAGUGGGAGGGGCAUAACAAGAAGGCUUCAAGCAGGUCGUGGCACAAUGUGUACUGUGUGAUCAAUCAGCAGGAGAUGGGUUUCUACAAGGAUCAGAAGAGCGCCAGUCAGGGCAUUCCCUACCACAGUGAGAUUCCAGUCAGCCUGAAGGACGCCGUCUGCGAGGUGGCGCUGGACUACAAGAAGAAGAAACACGUCUUCAAGCUCAAGAUUACUGACGGGAAUGAGUAUCUCUUCCAAGCCAAAGAUGAUGAGGAGAUGAACAUGUGGAUCUCGGCCAUCUCGGCCGCCAUGUCGGGCGACAAGUCAGAGGUCACUCCCAGCAGUCAUAGCACGCCUGCCCCCGCCGCACGCGCUCAGACGCUGCCGGCCUCCGUUGCCACGGCCACGACGGCGGCCGAGUCCAGCCCGGGCAAACGAGAGAAAGACAAGGAGAAACGCUUCAGUCUGUUCAGCAAGAAGAAAUAGACACUCCUCCUUCCCUCCUCCUCCUCUUCCUCCUCUUCCCCUCUGGUGCUGUUUGGGGUCGCUCCUCAUUAUCGAUCCACCUCCGGUCAAAUAUUUGUUGAAGAUGUCCACGUCAACUGACCGAAUUAUCGGUUUAGAGUCAGCUUGUAGCAACUGAUACUGUAAUAACUAAAAACUAAUAGCUCUAAAUGUAAUUCAACUUAUUUCUAAAUGGACUUAAAUUAACUGUUAAUAUCCUAAAUGUAAUAACAUCAAAUCAUAACAAUGUAAUUCGAUGAGCAAAAACAGUCUUCAUCACCAGUUUUUAUUAACAUUUAACUCAUCUAAAGAUGUGGACAGUUCCUACAGUAUCCCGCAGUUGCUAUGUAAGAUAAAACAAUCCCAAACAGCCAGUCUUUCUCUUCCUUCUAUUCUUUCUUCCUCUUCCUCCUCUUCCUCUCAAAGCGUGACUCCAGCAUGCAAGCUCCGAGCCAAAACUCUCCACUCUGUGCCUAUCAACCGUCCGGUCUGGCUCAGAGCUACAGUACAGCUACAACACACCACCUGUAUCCUCUGUUCAGUUUUUGUAAGAUAAGGAGCAGGAAAAACAAAUAAAAAAAAGAUCGGGUUGAAGGAAAAAAAUAAUAAUUAAAUGGGGUCUGCAAACGCUUCAGGCAGCUGCUGUCAUAAAAAUAAAAACCAGAGUUUGCCGCUGAACAACAACACGAUGUAGAGGAGUUCCCAGAAUAUUCCUGUUUAUUCUUCUUAUUGCUAUUAUUUGUGUUUUCUAUCUACUGUUUUUGUUUUUCUUCUCUGCUUUCUCUCAUCCCAGUUUUUCGUCAACUACUGCCUUUUGUGGGUUGUGUUUACGCUCCCGAGUCGUUUUUUUUUUUUAGGAAGUUGUAGGUAGUUCCUGUUAGGGUCCAUCCUCAGUUUUUGCGAGGCCUUGUCUUUGCAAGAUGACGUGUAUCCCUCUGUAGUGGGGAAAACUGAGACCACAGCGGGGUAAAUCUCGGAAAUUACACCUCUCACAUGUUUGUAAAUUGAGCUGAAAUGUCUAAAACUGUGGGAAAGUACAAAAAGUACAGAAUGGUGUUGUGAAAGUGCUAAAUGUAAAACAUUCUGUGUUGAAGAGCAGAAAACCCCGAGCGCGCUGUGUGUUCUGGAAAACUAAACACAUUUUGUGCACUGAAUAAUUCUGCUUUUCUGUUGGUUACAUUUGCGCAAUAAACCUGUGAAAAGCAAAUUAUCUUCAUUAUGUUAAGUUCUGGUGCUGUCUAAUUCCUGCAGCAUCACAGAAAGUACAGAAAGUGGUUGUAAUUUGGAGCGUUACCCUGCGGUGCUUUGAACUGUAUGUAUAACUUGUGUAUAACAAACUGUUAAAAAAUAAACCUGUGUUUAAUUUCACCUAUUAUUAUAAUUAUUAUUACUACUAAUAAGACCUACCACCCGUUAUAAGCUUCAUUUGAGUAUAACUUUCUGUACCUGAAAAGCUAACGAUAUGUACACUUAACAAAUCUGAAUGAAGGAGCUAUCGAGUCGGCGCAAACUCGAUGGAUGAAUAAAUAACUAAGACCAGUAAGAAUGUUUGUUAAUUCAAACUUAAAAGCAUCCAGUAAGUUUUAUUUUCCACUCGUUCCGUUUUUGAAACAUUUAUUUCUGCCCUUAGUUAUUUGGAAUAUGUUUUUGUUUCCUCCAGUAUGUAUUUUCUGUUCCACAGUUAAGCUAUGUCUAAGGUUUAUUUAGUCUGACAAGUAUGGAGACGUAGAUGUACUAUAAAAACAAAAUUACUUUAAGCAUUGCUGUUAAGUGGACAAGUUGGUUCUAAAAAGCAUUUACUGGAAGUGAGUAAUGUUGCAGAAUAAUGGUCGCUUGCUUGUUGGCUUCAGCACUCAAUUUUUUUUUAAGAAUUCAGACUUUUGCCGCCGGUGACCUCACAGUGAAAUCUGUUGAGUUACUUGUCCUAUAUGGAAGUUCUUAAAUGACAAAAUUAACUGAAGAAAUUUGAGCUGUAAUCAAUCUGCAAGUCGAGAUUUGAGAGCAUGUAAGCAUGACAGUUUCUAAUUAUGACUUGUCAAUGUUUUGAGACUUUACAGACUUCAAGUCGCAUGUAAUCUUAAAAUUUGCAUGCUGUAGUCUUGGUAGUUUGUUUACCUUGUGUGCCAAAACUAUGAAACACUGAAUUUUGAUAUUUGAGCCAAUAGCACCUUCUAAUGCCAAAAUAUCUAAUAGAGUUUCAAAACAUAAAAGAAGCUGGUUUCGGGGAUUCAUGGCACUAUUGAGCACUCAAAAGCUAGGCAGACACUAGAUAUAGGGUGAAGCCCAAAUUUAACCCUGAAUUUGUAAUUACCACCUAAAAUUACCAAAGGAUUUUUUUUUAUUAUUGAUAAUUUUAUAAUCAGGCCAAAUUUUCACCAUAUAUGAUAAUUGAUGGUGUGGCUGUUAGACGAUUGGAUGGAUUUCAUAAUCAUGUCAAAUAUGAGAUUAUAACAGCCUGAAUUGGAUGUAUGCUAUGGAAGCAUGUUUUCACAUUUUAAAAAAAUCUGCCAAAACAGCUGCCGGAAAAUAUUAAUUUACAUUCCAAGCUGAACUACAAAUCCCAACUUUAAAAACCUGCUUGAUUAAAGCUUGAAUUUGUUUUGUGCUCACAUUAAAUUUUGUCAUUAAUGAACCUCCGUACAUACCAGGAAAAGUGGGAGCAAAACAGCAGGAAUGAGCCCUAAAGUGUACAAGUUUAUUUUUCCACAGCUGGUGGUGGGGUUGGUUGGGUGGGACACGGGCUUUACAUUGUUGAAACACUUCAAGUAACUCUUCACUUGGUGAUUGGUCCUGAAAUGGUUCCUGUUUUUUUCUUUGUUUUUGCUACAUUCUCUGGCAAUUUGAUGAAUAUAGUGUGCAUUCCUCUGUCACUGUAACCAUAGUAACGAGAUAUUUCUUCAUGCACAAUCAACAAUGCCACGAUGGGGGUGGGCGGGGCUGGGAUUUGUAGGUGGUAGUCAAUGUGAUGUGGACCAGGGGUCACUGCUAGUUGGAUCUGCACCCGUAGACUUCUCCCCAUCUCUGUUACAUAUGUGCAAAAAGCCAUUAAAAUGCUUUUAAAAUGAA
Dicentrarchus labrax (European seabass) is the source of this 11045-nucleotide messenger RNA. Its product is annotated as spectrin beta chain, non-erythrocytic 1. Gene Ontology annotation, molecular function: actin filament binding; structural constituent of cytoskeleton; phospholipid binding. Bases 810 to 7961 code for a protein of 2383 amino acids. The record is from RefSeq and is a predicted model, not a curated record. Gene Ontology annotation, cellular component: spectrin; cell junction; cortical actin cytoskeleton. Gene Ontology annotation, biological process: actin cytoskeleton organization; protein localization to plasma membrane. NCBI's taxonomy places the organism in Eukaryota, Metazoa, Chordata, Actinopteri, Moronidae. The transcript has 44 exons.